Molecule: messenger RNA, 3123 nt
Organism: Chenopodium quinoa (quinoa)
Lineage: Eukaryota; Viridiplantae; Streptophyta; Magnoliopsida; Caryophyllales; Amaranthaceae
Product: calmodulin-binding receptor kinase CaMRLK-like
Exons: 2
Coding region: 545-2638 (697 amino acids)
Biological process (GO): protein phosphorylation
Molecular function (GO): ATP binding; protein kinase activity; protein binding
Source: RefSeq, a predicted model, not a curated record
AUUGAAAAAUACAAUGUCAAGCAUGUGGGGUGAAGAAAUUAGAGGAGAGAGAAAGUAAUAAUAAGUGUUGAAAAACUAUUAAAAUAGUACAAAAAGUACAAUAACACAUGAAAAAGUAAGGACUUUUGAGUAAAAAAAGUUGUAAAACAAGGAUAAUUUUGUCCAAAAUUUAUGACCAAAAUAAGAAACAUACUAAAUGUAAAGAAUAAAAAGAAACACCCUAAAUGAAAAUGUAAAAAACAUUUAGGAACAGGGAGAUUAGCUUUUUUUACUCCGUAUAAAAUGAAGUAUAUAAAAGGAAUCACCUUGUUCCCAUUUCCCUCCCACCAAAACAACAAAGGAAAAUUGAACAAAACCACUUUCAAGUUUCAACACUUAAAAAACACAAAAAAUUAAAAAAUCAAACCUAACACACUACCUAGCUUUUAUUCACUCCAAAACAGACAUAUUCCAUUUAACACACACACAUACAUACAUACAUUCCCUCUCAUCUCAUCUCUUCUCUUCUCUUCUCUUCUCCUCACUUACCCCAAAAAACCCAACAAUGGAGGAAUGUCAUCACCUCCUUACCCUCCUCCUCAUUCUUGUCUCAAUCAUCAACGCCGUUAACUCCACUUGCACCUCAAACACCACCUCCACUUCUCCCGCCGACGUCGAACUCGUCCUUAAAGCCUUCAGUUCCGUCUCAGGGUUCAACUCCACCCUCUUUCGCCACCAAUACAACUACACAUUCACCAAAAAUACAACCACUAGAACUAAUAAUAAAUGUUCAAUACCACCAAUUAUAAUAACUCAACUUAACCUCUCAUUUCACAAUUUAAGUGGCGCCAUUUCUUGGAAAUUCCUUAAAAACCUUUCCAAUUUACAAACCCUAGAUCUCUCUCAUAAUUACCUUAAAGGGUCUGUUCCUGAUUGGGUUUGGUCCCACUCUUCUCUCCGAAAAAUCAACCUUUCUUCCAACCAGUUCGGGGGUAGUAUUGUCAUUCCACAUUCGCCAUUUUCAGAGCUUCAAGCUGUUAAUCUUUCUCAUAAUAGGUUUACUAAGUUGGCUAAUUUUUCUGGGUUUUUCAAUUUGACUUCUCUUGAUGUUUCUCACAAUGAUUUGAGGGUUUUGGAAUCUGGGUUUUUAAGAAAUUCGACAAAGUUGGAAACUUUGGAUAUUUCUCACUGUAAUUUUUCUGGGAAAUUAACACCCAUCAUCAAAAAUUUGAGAAAUUUGAAAUAUCUUGAUGUUUCGAACAACAAUUUAAAGGGUAAAUUUCCUUUAGAUUUUCCGCCAUUGGAGAAGCUCGAGUAUCUCAAUAUUUCGGUUAACAAUUUCAGUGGGAAUUUCUCAAAGGAGAGUAAAUAUUACCAUAAAUUUGGUAAAUCUUCAUUUUUAAGAGCUGGAAAUUUCAAUUUUUCCAACAAUUUGGUAACAAAUUCGAAAACCCCACAUCAUAAAAUGGCGAAAAGAGAGAACCCCAUGAAAAUAAAACAGGGGAAAAACAGAGCAAAAAAAUCAAGAAAAAUGGGGUUAAAGUUGAUCAUAGGAGUGUCGUUUGGUUCAGGAGCAAUUGUCGUUUUGAUAUCUGCUUGUCUGUAUCUCAUCCACAGGAGAAGAAUGGUGGGGAUGAGUAAAAAAAAGUGGGUAAUUUCAAAGCCAAUUCAAACUCCAUUUAAAAUGGAUAAAUCAGGGCCGUUCAAUUUCGAGACAGAUUCAGGAUCACAAUGGAUGGUUGAGAUUAAAGAGGCUUCAUCUGCUCCUGUUGUGAUGUUUGAGAAGCCUUUGAUGAGUUUGAGUUUCAAGGAUUUGAUUGCUGCCACGUGUCAUUUUGGGAGGGAGUCACAGCUGGCAGAAGGAAGGUGUGGGCCCCUUUAUAGGGCUGUUUUGCCAGGUGAGCUACACGUGGCAAUUAAGGUGUUGGAAAAUGCUAGAGGAGUUGACUGUGAUGAAGCUAUUGCUAUGUUUGAAGAUUUGUCAAAGCUUAAGCAUCCUAACUUGUUGCCUAUUUCUGGUUACUGCAUUGCAGGGAAGGAGAAGCUAGUAUUGUAUGAGUAUAUGUCUAAUGGUGACUUGCAUUCUUGGCUACAUGAGCUCCCACCUGGUAUGCCUAAUGUCGACGAUUGGAGUACUGACACGUGGGAGCUCCAAAAUGACCCCGAAGCCACGCCGGAUAUUAACACCGCGUCACCGGAGAAAAUAAAUUGGCUAAUGCGCCAUAGAAUCGCGCUUGGGGUGGCUCGUGGCCUUGCCUACCUUCACCAUGCACAGUCUAAGCCUGUGGUCCACGGCCACCUCGUGCCCUCGAAUAUCCUCCUCACUGAUGACCUAGAGCCUCGCGUUGCGGACUUUAGCAUGCAUCGAAUAGAAAAUGCUGGGUCCGCCGAGGAUGAUGUAUAUGGGUUUGGACUAAUUGUGAUCGAGUUAAUGACUGGUCAAACAAUUGAUUUAGAGACGGUAAAUAAAGUGAGAAGAGCAGUCAGGGAUGGCAAUGGAUCCAGACUCUUAGACCCAAGACUCAGACUAGACAAUGACUCGGCCAAGGGAGCGGUCGAGUGUAUACGAGUAGGGUACUUGUGCACGGCAGAGAACACUAGUAAACGGCCUACAAUGCAACAAGUUGUGGGUUUACUAAAGGAUAUACAACCACGUUAGCUUUGCUCUAUUCGCAUCGUUUGAGAUACACGUAAUGCAAAAGCGCGUGAGAAUAUAUAGAAAUUGAGGGGACCAAAAUUAGUAAUUUUACACUUUUGCUUAGGGUCCCUAAAGAGAAUUACUCUUUUGCCCCCACAUCAUCUUUCGUAAAACAAGGCGAUUAUUCUUCAGGUGUCUUUUGCACGCGCUCCAACACCCGUGUGGCGCGCAUUACCGUAAUUUCAUAAUCCAAGUUUUAGGACAUUGGUUAUAUUCCAUAUUAAUAUUGUAUCCUUCAAUUUUGCUUAAUUAUGGGUUUUUAUUAUUUUAUAUUGAUUAAUUAAUCAAUUAGUUGUAUGUAUAGAACAAAUCGAGGAGAAUGUAAAAAUUAGUGAAAAAAAAAAUGUGGACAAAAAAGAGUGGGAGCAAGGUAAGAUAAGGAAGGAAUCCCACUAAUUGUUUGUCUUUUUGAAGUUUGUAUGAGUAAAAGAAUUUUCAAUGAUUAA